GCGGGCGGCCACAAGAUAUUAUUAGAGUUCCUGGACGAGACGCUCAUGGACCAGCCAGUACCAGAGGCCGCGAAGUACUUGAAGGAGUGCUUGUUCACGCUGCGACGGAGGAACAACGAGGGCAUGAAGGCCUACGCUCAGCGGAGCAGGACAACGACGGAAAUCAAGCUAGUCAAGAAGAUGCGGCCCGAGGAGAAGACAGAGUCCGUGACGCUGGAGUCCACUCGGGAACGGGAAGGCCCUGAAGGCGACGAUGAAGGCGCAGAGGACGACGGCAGCUGGAAGGACGAGAACGACGGUUACUGGAAGGGUAGCUGGUGGUACGGCAGCAGCUGGUGGUCGAGUUCACCAACAGGGUCGGCUGGCUGGACCUGGCCACAGGGGACGACGUCGCUGAAGGCACACAAGAAGGUGACGCUGAAGGAGAAGGCUACGGAUGCGUUGUGCUCACUGAUGGCGCGUUUUGACUUGGGGGAUGAUGAUGCGGACAUCAAGGCGCUGAAGGGGGUGGCGACGGAGGCGCGCGAGACGCUGAUCCCGUCGGUGAUGGCGGGAUGGCUGCUGCUUCAAAGAGCAGGGCUCAAUGCUCAAGAGCGCGCGGAAGUUCUGUCGUCGGCCAAGAACUCGCUGAAUCUGAAGAACAUCGAGGCAGCGCUGCGGGGCCAGUGGGCAGACGUGGACCUGAAGGAGGCCCCAGGCGACUACGACCCGGAAGACGACUACGAAGCCUGCGUGGAGUUCGACUGGGAUGAGGACGAACUUGACUUCGAAGGUCUGGACGAGGAGGAACGCGCGGAGGCAGAGGAGGCACUGGCGGUCAUCGCCGGAGCCAAGAAGGACGUCAAGAACCAGAAGAGGACGCUGGCACAAGCGCGGGCCGUGGUGAAGGAUAUCAAGCAAAGCCGAGGGUUCUUCCAGAAGGGCAGGGGCAAGGGCAAGAAAGGCGGCAACGGCCGAGGAGGGCCGUGCUUCAUCUGCAGUGGACCUCGCAGGAAGGCCGACUGCCCGAAGAACCCGGAGCACCGAAACAGGGAGCAGCCGCGCGGACGAGCAUCUCAGGUUCGAGCGUUGGCGCUCAGCUUCGCGAGCUGGGAGGCCGACGACGGCGAGCUCGAGGAGAACGACCUGGAGAUGGCCUACGCGGAGUUCGAGGUGGAGCACGCGCUGGCCGGGCUCGCAGACGAGACGGAGGGGUGCAUGGUGCUCGACAGCGGAGCAACAAAGACGUUCGGAUCGAUCGUGGCGCUCGAGAAGAUCAUCGAGAAGCAGCAGCAGGCAGGAAUCGACACGAGCAACGUGAAGGUCGAUGUGACAGAUCGGCCGAAGUUCGGGUUCGCUAACGGCGACGCGGAGCAGUGUUCGUGCGGGGCGAAUCUCCCGCUGCAGGCGAACGGGGGCCACUACGUGCCGCUGCUGGGAUCAGUGGAUUUCCUGAAGCGCGCUGGAGCGAUCAUCGACUUCGAGACGGGGGUCGCUUGUUUCGACAAGAUCACGAAGAACAAGGUGGCGAAGCUCAAGCGGAUCUCGACGGGACACCUGUGCAUCGACAUGACGAAGGAUCUCUACGACGCGAAGGUGAACCACACCGACAGAGAGGACUUCAAGCAGAAGCUCGAGGACUUACAGCAGGCUCUCGGCACUGCAAGGGUCGCGGCGGCCGAUCCAGCCGCGACAGCCGACGUCCCGAUCGACAGGAACAAGCACCGCAACAUCAAGAAGGACAAAGACCUCGACGGUGGUUCAGGACAUCGGAGGGGCAGUGGAGACCGACAGCGACGACAGACCGAUCCAGAGCGAUGGGGCAAGCGGACCAUCGGCGAAUGGAUGACGCUGGAUCGUCGGGACCUACGACUGGACUGGGACAGAGCGGAAUCUGCCGACGAGAAAGAUGAUCGCUACACGGGCAAGCCCUGCUACGGCGAGCACGACCCGACACGCCCGCUGGCGAGGCACGCCAACGGCUACAAGGUGAGCUACAAGUUCGUGAGAUGCGAGCUGGUCAUGCUGUACAUUCCGAAGCACGGGGCGACGGGCAGGUGCAGGCAGAGGGGGGGCGACGACGUCAUCACGUUCGGGAUUGACGUCGAGUACCACAGGGAGGAGAUCAACCUGAAGGACUACAGCUGGGUGCUAGAGCAGGUGGCGGAAGCUGGGAUGGCGACAGACCUCUACGUGAAACAGCUGAUCGAGUUUUGCACGGAGGAGGGCAGCCAGCUCGGGAAGGUCGCGGAGGAGCGCGAGGAUGCCGAGAUCAUCAGGAUCACCAGGAAGGACGCGGAUCUCAGCACGGAGCACGGGCUGGAGUUGGCAAAGAACCUGGCGGUGAAAAACCCUGGAGCAGACAUCUGGGGAAGCCUACCGUGCACGGCAGUCAGCGCACUUCACAGCGGCUACAUCGGCAGGCAGGAUGGCCAGCACUGGAAGAAGCUCGAAGCACGAAAGAAGAACCUCAAGAAAAUUGUGAAUCACUUCGUUGAAGUGAGUAGGAUCGUCAAGGACAAUGGGGGCGACGUACACUUCGAGCGGCCACGCAACUGCCAUGGCUGGAAGUACUUCCCGGAGCUGACGGAGUUCUUCGGCGAGCUGGGCAUGGAGAAGGUGAACUUCGACGGGUGCCAGGUCGGGGUGGUCAACACUAAGGGCGAGCCGAUCUACAAACCGUGGACGCUGUGGACCAGCAGAAAGGAGCUCGCGACGGCCUUGAGCGGCAAACGCUGCCCAGAUCCCCAAGGACACGGACAUGCGGAAUGCUGUGGGAAGGAUGCUACCUUGUCGGGCAAAUACCCUGCGAGAAUGGCGAGGCUCAUCUGGCGGAACAUCGUGGAACCGCCGAAGCUGAUGGGCCUGAUCGAGGAGCUAAGGCAGGAGGAAGCCCUGGCGAACGACAACAAGGAGAUGUUCGACCACGAGAGGGAGCUCGAGCUGACGAGCGACGAGCAACUGCAGUGGAACGACUUACCGGCGCUGAAGGAAAAUGAGUUAAUGAAAGCAGCGAGGCGGCUGCAUCGGAAUACUGGCCACCGACCACAGAGGGUGAUGAUCAGGAUCCUGCGGAGACGCGGGGCUUCAGCGACGACAAUCGCAGCCGCGAAGCAGAUCAAGUGCAGCUCGUGCAUCGAGAAUCAGAUGCCCAGACCGAGACCAGCAGCAGUACUCGAGCCAGCUCGAGACCUAUGGCAGGUGGUCGGCAUCGACGUGAAGGAGAUCGUGGGCAACGACCCAGUCAAGCGGAAGUACCUUGUGAUCGUGGACGAGGCGAGUAAGCUGACACUGGCGGUCAAGAUCUUUUCAGUGCCCGCCCAGGAGUCGAGGAACUGCACCGCCAAGGAGCUGCUGGAUGCGUUCAGAGGACACUGGUCAGAUCGGCAUGGCAUGCCGAGCGUACUGAGGCUUGAUCCGGAAGGAGCAUUCGUGUCGCACGAGUUCUACGACCGCAUUGCAGGUGAAGGAGUCCAGGUGGAUCCGUGUGCCACCCAGGCUCACUGGCAGAAUGGCAUCGCGGGGCGUGCAAUCAAGACGGUGUUCGAGUGCGCCAAGGCCAUGCAUCGCGAUCAUGAGACCGACCUGGAGGCGGCAGUGCAUGCAGCGGUGGAGGCACACAACGCGGUUGAGAGGGUCGACGGCUACCGUCCGAGCCAAUGGGCCUUCGGACGAGACAAGAACUGGUCGGGGACUCUCAAGAAGGAGGACCACCUGGACGUCGUGGAGUGCACGAACCAGAGCUACAUGGAGAACCUGUCCAGGCGGGUGCUGGAGUCCAAGAUCAUUGGCGAGCGGAUUCUCAAGCAGCAGCAGGUGAUUUCAGUGGACAAGGAGGACGUGCCGAUGAACGAGGAGACCUACACACCGGAGACCACAGCUCGUGCACCAGAAUAUGGAGACAAGGAGGACCACUGGGAAGAAGGCUUCAGAUCCAAGCCGGAGAAGACGACCAUGGAGAGGAUCACCGUGAUAAGGUAUGAGGAUUGCUCCGAGGAGACGGUCAAGGACGACAGCUGGAACGUGCAUGGGAAGUCUACGAGGUCAAUGGGGCGAGGCUGGACUGGCAGGACCUACCUGUUUCCCAUUGCGGACAAGCCGGAGGAUAUGAAGGUGGACCAGAAUGAUAAGGAGGGGAUCCAUGAGAAAGCGAAGAAGACGGUCGUGGAGCAGGUCCCGGAGACCCAUGAGACACUGAGAAAGACCAGCCGUCGACGGAUGACAUCGUGA
Prorocentrum cordatum is the source of this 4209-nucleotide messenger RNA. The record is from the annotation of a GenBank genome assembly. NCBI's taxonomy places the organism in Eukaryota, Dinophyceae, Prorocentrales, Prorocentraceae.